Molecule: messenger RNA, 1609 nt
Organism: Amphibalanus amphitrite
Lineage: Eukaryota; Metazoa; Arthropoda; Thecostraca; Balanomorpha; Balanidae
Exons: 1
Coding region: 71-1498 (475 amino acids)
Source: RefSeq, a predicted model, not a curated record
CUUCGUCAAGCUUCCCUUCUGGCCAGUUGUGCUCGUUCUGUUCUCGCACUGCUCUGGCAGACGCCGUCGCAUGACCAUGAUGACGUCCAUAGCCCUCCUGGUGACGCUCUUCGGCGUCAGCACCGCCAUCGUCAUCCCUCCGGAGACGCCGGGCGAUGACCCCGUGGCCAUCGUUAUCGUCCAGGGCGCCUACGUCUACCCGGAGCAAUACCGUGAGUUCGGCCUGGCACUGCAGAGAGCCUCGGACGCGCCGCUCUGGGUCGGCAUCGCAGAGGGAUUCCUGGAUAACUUUCCAAACCCUCUGCAAAUCAACGCCAAGAUCAACAAGGUCCUGGGGGAGAUGAGCGAUGCAGGUAUGCCGGAGGACGCCGCUAUCUUCCUGUCCGGACAUAGUGUCGGAGGAGUGUUCAUCCAGUCAGAGAUUCCCACGAUUCCUGCCGUGGGACUGCUCCUGUUCGGUUCGUACCUGACGACUCCGCUGGCCGAGUACCCGGUGCCGGUGCUGCACCUCAGCGGCACGCUGGACGGACAAACCAGACCCACCCGCAUCGCUGAGACGUUCGCCGAGCUCCAGGCCAUGACGGAGGCCGAGCCAGAUGCGCCGAUCCGAAGGCCCGUCGCUAUUCUCGAGGCUGUUGAUCACGCCCAUUUCUUCACUGGAGAGCUCCCUGAUGCUGUCGCCGAGGGUGACAUCCUGUCGGAGCUGGACGGCGACGAGGCGCGCCGGCAGCUGGCGGAGCAGAGUGUGGCGUUCAUGGAGGUGGCCCGCACCGGACCGGCGGCCGACCAGGCUGCCGACAUUCUCCGCGAGUCCUUCAACAGCACGGGCCAGUUCCUGGCGCCGCUGUUCGACCUGCAACAGCUCGAGGCGGACGGAGACAGCUCCGAGUGGGCCCGGUUCGCGCAGACCUUCCUGCUCAACAUCGCCGGCGACUCGGUGGCCCUGGAGGUGGAGAGCACCCACGUGCCGGACCUGACGACGCUGGAAAGCCGCCACUGGUCCGUCAACGUCACCCAGGACCCGCCUCAGGCCAGCGUGCACAUGUACUCAUCCGUGGAAUCGACGUUCAACCCUCUGGACAGCUCGGCGAACCCCGUCACCAGCUCCGAGAUUGCCGUGAAGAUGACAUCCCAGGAAAACCUGGCGUCCCUCCUGCCCUCUGCUCAGUUCGGUGAGAACCGCAGCUGCCUCGACAUCAACCAGGCGGCAAUGUCGUCGGCCCUGGCUGCCGCGCCUGAUACUGUUCGAGAGCGCUACAACCGCCGAGGCAAGCCGGUUACCUAUCUUGCUGACCACUCGGUGGGCGCUGGACCUCUGUGGGUCCAGGAGCGGCUGAGGCUCAACUACACGACUGACAGUCUCCAGGUUCAGUCUAUAACAUUGAAGACGGCGCCAGGCUCUUUCAUUUAUCCCGGCAGCCAGUAUUGUAAGCUGUUGACACCGUCCCGCGCCCUCGAGUACAUUAUGACUGAUGGUCUGCGCGGCACACAGCCCUGAAUGUGUCAUCCUCAUCGUGCGUCUUAUGCCUGGCGUGCAUUGUAUGUUAUGUCUGUUACAUAUUGUUUGAAAGGUUGCGCUUUUAUCCCCAAUAAAUAUUGAUAAUGUAAA